Messenger RNA from Lepisosteus oculatus (spotted gar), 8858 nucleotides. RefSeq names its product SRY-box transcription factor 5 (gene sox5). Lineage: Eukaryota; Metazoa; Chordata; Actinopteri; Semionotiformes; Lepisosteidae. The record is from RefSeq and is a predicted model, not a curated record. Gene Ontology annotation, cellular component: nucleus. Gene Ontology annotation, molecular function: RNA polymerase II cis-regulatory region sequence-specific DNA binding; DNA-binding transcription factor activity, RNA polymerase II-specific. Gene Ontology annotation, biological process: cell fate commitment; regulation of transcription by RNA polymerase II; positive regulation of chondrocyte differentiation.
UUAGCUACUGAGACCUGCACAUACAUGACAAAGUCUCAAGAGAUGUUGCCCUCCCGUACGGGAGGGGAGACUCGCAGAGAUUCCUGUAUUGGUAUAGCGCUUCCGAGGUAAUCUGCGAACUGUGUAACAGAAAAGGACAAGGAAAACCUCCUCCCCCCCCUCUCGUUUCACAUCUUUAGAGCCUUGUUUACUGUGUCCUGUUACCUAUCGCCUUUGACUCGUGUUGCACCACGCACUCUGCUAUAUAAUAGAAAAAAAAAUCUUCUUUUGGACUCACAAACACCCAAGUUCCAGGAAGGAAAUAUACAGUAGGUUGUCCUAAAAAGGGUCUCUGACAAGAACUAAAUAAGUCCGGGACUCUUUGGAUGCUAGGGUUACUGGUCUCCAGAGAAAGGUUUUUAUUUUUAUUGUCCUUCUCCUCCCCCAUUGUUUCCAGUCUCUUUGCCUUUUGUUAUUUGCUCUCAUAUUGUUUGUCUCUGAAGCCGCCUGAUGACCAGCAAAGGGAUUUCACCUCGUCCUUGAGAGCAACAGAAAUAAACAGAAAAAAAAAAACACCCGAUCAUUUUCCCCCUCUCGUUUCGUAUUGGUUCUUGUCCUAUGCACCACGUAGAAGAAGCCAUCAAGAAGAUUCGGUGUGCCAUGCAAGGGUUUUAGGCAGCACAACUCUUCUAGAAUUCCAUCUGAGUCACAGUAUCACACAAGAAUUGCGCUUUCAAAUUCAUGCAGAUGGGUUUUCAGUCCAAAGUCCAGUAUUAUCAGUCUGUACAAUUGUAGGUACAGUGCAGGUGGACGCAGAGCUGAUCCCUGGAAUAGUGCUCACCUUGUGAUUGACACCUGUUCUGGAAGGGCUGCUCAUUGACUAGAGGGUCCUAGAGGCCUUGUCAAGACAGGGAAAAACCUGAACUCCAACCCUUACCAGGACAUUGUGGCCAGAUACCUGGUUCUGUCUGACAGAUGUCUUCCAAGCGACCAGCCUCUCCAUAUGGGGGAACAGAUGGAGAGGUAGUCAUGGCGACAAGCAGACAGAAAUUGGAAGAUGAGGAAAGUGAUGGGCACCCUGUCAUUCACUUACCCCUGAACUCCAGUUACACCACCAAGCUUCACUCAGAAGAGUUUCAGUCACCCAACUCUCUGGCCAGAGAGAGUGUAGGCCUUGACAGUCCUCCAUCUCUCCACAACUCAAUGGACCUAGAUGGCAAUAAGGGUGCGUCUCUGAGUCCAUAUGCUCAACGCAGCUCAUCUACCUCACCGACCAAGAUAGACGAGGGCGUGCGCCAGGGCAGCGACUCGGGCUCCAGCACAGCACUGGGCACCCCAGAGAGACGUAAAGGCAGCCUGGCCGAUGUGGUAGACACGCUGAAGCAGAGGAAGAUGGAGGAGCUUAUCAAAAAUGAGCCUGAGGAAACACCCAGCAUUGAGAAGCUUCUAUCAAAAGACUGGAAGGACAAGCUCCUUGCAAUGGGAUCAGGGAACUUUGGCGAAAUUAAAGGGACACCAGAAAGCCUAGCGGAGAAGGAGAGGCAGCUCAUGGGCAUGAUUAACCAACUGACCAGCCUGAGGGAGCAGCUGCUGGCAGCCCACGAUGAGCAGAAGAAGCUCGCUGCGUCACAGAUCGAGAAGCAACGCCAGCAAAUGGAGCUGGCGAAGCAGCAACAGGAUCAAAUUGCAAGACAACAGCAGCAGCUCCUGCAGCAGCAGCACAAAAUCAACCUCCUUCAGCAACAGAUCCAGCAGGUUCAGGGUCAGCUGCCUCCAUUGAUGAUUCCUGUGUUUCCUCCAGACCAGAGGACUCUGGCAGCAGCAGCUGCCCAGCAAGGCUUCCUGCUGCCUCCAGGCUUCAACUACAAACCCGGAUGCAGUGACCCUUACCCUCUUCAGCUGAUUCCAACUACUAUGGCAGCUGCUGCCGCGGCAACGCCAGGCCUAGGCCCACUCCAGCUGCAGCAACUUUACGCUGCCCAGCUGGCAGCCAUGCAGGUGUCCCCCGGGGCCAAGAUACCCAGCAUGCCACAGACGAACCUGGGCAGCACGCACUCACCGACCAGUGUCCAGACAGAAAAGUGCAGGAGCACCCCUCCAGCUAAGGCCAAGGACGAAGGUGCGCAGCCACUGAACCUGUCGUCCAAGCCGAAGACGUCGGACAGCAAGUCACCGAUGUCCCCAGCGUCUCCGCAGGGCCCCACCCUGAAGAUGAAUGCCAGCUCCAUGAAACACAGCAUCCCAUCCACCAUGGCCGGGCCCCCUAACAGAGUCAGCUCUAUAGACAUCCUGUCCUCUAUCACCUCCAGCGGUUACUUGAAUGAUCACGACGCUGUCACUAAGGCGUUCCAGGAAGCCAGGCAGAUGAAGGAGCAGCUCAGGAGGGAGCAACAAGUUCUGGAUGCAAAAGUGGCCGUUGUCAAUAGUCUGGGCCUGAACAACGGCAGGACAGAAAAGGAGAAGGCGGCACUGGAAAGCCUGACACAGCAGCUUGCUGCAAAGCAAAGUGAGGACGGCAAAUUUAACCACGCCAUGAUGGAGUUCAACAUGAGCGGAGACUCAGAUGGAAGCCCUAGUGUUUCCGACUCCAGGAUGUUUCGGGAAGCCCGAGGCAGGGGUAACACUGAACCUCAUAUAAAACGUCCCAUGAAUGCCUUCAUGGUCUGGGCAAAAGAUGAGAGGAGAAAAAUUCUCCAGGCCUUCCCUGACAUGCAUAACUCUAACAUCAGCAAAAUCCUUGGGUCUCGCUGGAAAGCCAUGACGAAUUUGGAAAAGCAGCCUUACUAUGAGGAGCAGGCCAGGCUUAGUAAGCAGCACCUGGAGAAGUAUCCCGACUACAAGUACAAGCCAAGACCCAAGCGCACGUGCCUGGUGGAUGGAAAAAAACUUCGGAUCGGGGAAUACAAAGCCAUCAUGCGCAACCGACGACAGGAGAUGAGACAGUACUUCACUGUCGGGCAGCAGGGUCAGAUUCCUCUGACGUCGGCAGGAGUGGUGUACCCGGGGGCCAUCGCCAUGGCUGGCAUGCCCUCCCCGCAGAUCCCCUCAGAGCACUCUAGCAUGUCCAGCAGCCCGGAGCCCAGCAUCCCCGUCAUUCAGAGCACUUACUUGCACAGCAUGAAGACAGAGGAGCCCCGCGUCAAGGAGGAGAUGCAGGUGGACGACAGCAAUGGGGACGUGUACGAGGACUUUGAUUACGAGGAUGACGACGCGGACUACGGCAGUGACAGUGAAAACCACAUUGCCGCGCAGGCUGACUGAUAAUGGUGGGGGAGCCGAGGUGUUGACCCGCUUCACGGCCACAGCCGCUUCUUCACCAACACAACCUCUCCUCCCUCCCGUUACUCGCGCGCCCUCUCCUGACCAGCCCCCACCCCCUCCAAGCCCCUCCAGACUCUUUCAGACAGGAGCUAGCCCGCCUCCCUGACCCACACCUCUCCGGUGUCCGAAUACCAGCAGCCAAGCACAUUAACUUUUUGUCAUACACUGACUGUUACACAGAAGAAGAAAAAAAAAAAACGAAAGUCUUAAAAACUUGUCAGGACUUCACUUCUGCUGAAUUCUAGACCUGAGUCUGCGAAGCAGAAUCAGAGAAAAUAAGAAGAAAACCGAAUAAGCUACACAGAAAACACAAAGAGAAAAGAGAUGCUAGUAAUUCAGCUGCUAUACCCAAGCACUGAAGUCUUACCCUUCUGACCUAUUUGUUGAAAAAUAAACUUUAAACGGCUGUUUGUUCUUCGACGUUCUAGAAUAUUCUCACUCAGGUACACAGUGCCAACAAGUGGCUUGUGAAUGUGUUUUGUUGUUUUUGUGCUACAGUUUUAAGAAAAAAAAAUCUUUUUAUUUUUUUUCCUUUAGUAAAAAUGCACCUGACAGGAACAUUUUAAGGCUUCUCUCAAGUUUUUCGAGGGACUUAUUUUAUUGAAUUUCAACGAACUGUCGUCGCAUCCUUUUUUUCUGAGGACUUUCCACCUUUCAUCGCACACCAACAUCGCAUCUUAUAGGAAGUGCCAAAUUUGUACUAGGUGUUGAAAAUAGGUGACCUUUUUUAAUCCUUAACGUCUUAAGUUAGGAAAGUGUUGUGUCUUAGACAAUCCCCCAUACGGUCCUGGAGUACCAGCAACUUGUUGUUUUUAUUCUGUUUGGGCUUCAUGUGUUUGUUUCAUUUUCCUUAAGAAAACUGUAGGUGCAGUUCUCAGGUGAAGAGAGACUUCUGAAACAAGAGAAAUAUGUUUUCUUUUUUAAAACUUUAUGUGUAAAAUUUUUGUGUGUUAUGGUACUAAUAAUGUGUUGGACCAUUAUUAGCAAGUCAGCUCUGGGGAUGAAACUUCACCUUUUCCAUCGUCGUGCUUGCACAUUGGCUAUGUUUGUGCUUUUUUUCAUUUAUAUUUCCACAGAUGUUUAAUUAUAUAACAGUUGCACUUCCCAUGGAAGGACAUGGUACAGUACUCACUAUUUGACCAAGCAGUGCACAAACUGCAGAAAUCUCUGAGCUCUUCACAGCAAGAUGGAAUUAAUAAUAUGAUAAUACAGAUGUUUAUAAUGCUGAAAGCCUUCAAAUAAAAAGUAAUUAGAAUGAUUUAGGUCAGGUAAUGUUGCAUAAUAGGUUUUUGGAGUGUUUCUCUCAAAGUAGAAUAUUUCAGGGGCAGUCUAAUGAGGGGUUAAAAAGCUUCUUAAAAGGGUUUUCUUCUUUUUUAAUCAUUUUUUGGCUCAAACGCUCAAAUGUCCAUGCAGAUUCCAAAAGAAACAGACGACAACUUUCCCAGAAAAUAAAUGUUAUUACUUUAGUGCCCAAAACAUUUCACAUGUCAGAAAGACCCUGCUUUUGUAAUUUACUUAAGUCCACAUCUAAAGAGUUUUUUAAAAAAUACCCAGAAAACCCAAAAGCACAUGCUACAGGUAUUUAGAGUCCACAUCAAGUGCUCUGUGGUCAGCCUAUAAACCACUGAAUAUCAGUUUUCGGUAGCCUGUUGCUGCAGUUUUAUGAUUUAAGAAGUUUAUUCAGUACUUAAAAAUGAAUUAGGUAUUUUCAUGAUUCAGUCAAAAACCGGCGCAAAUAAAAAAAGGAUCAUUAGCAUAUAGAAAUUCUUCUGAGCUCAGUAACAAAACAAAAAGUCAUACAUAUCUGGUAGACCCCUUACCAAAUUCAAGGUUUUCACCUGUGUCUCAUGUCCUUAAAUACUUUUCAUAAAACAGCACGCUUAUUAUGACAAGACUCAUGAGAAGACAACAUUCCUGCAUUCUGCAAGUGAGAAAUCCCUGUCCCCUUUUGUAUUGAUCAAAAAAAUCAGAAUGACGGAUGCAGGCCAUCCUCAAAGAUCUGUGGAUUACGAACAUUGCAUCAGCCAAAACGUUAGACGCAGAAUCUAGGACAUUUCCGAGAUACUGUACUGGACAUGUCCAGGGGAAGAUUAUCUUUGGUCAACUACUACAGUUUAAGGUGAAUGAGGUGGUUGGUCAGUGAUGCAAAGCUUGUGUGGUUACUUUUGAACUUAUACCAGCCACUGGACUUUUGUAUUUUAUCACAAAUGAUGAGAUAUUUGUGGGAUUUGGGCGGUACAUGUAGUGGCUGGCUGUUUGCAUCGCUUUAUGCUCAGUGCAUGGGGAAGAAAAUUAGUGAUAAUGUUAAUCAUUUCUGUUCCUCUGACCCACAUUGGUUAUCGUCUCAAUUUGCCUUGCCCUCCUACUCCCCUGUUGCCAUGUCACAGCUGGUGUUUCUCUGGGGAGAGGCUUUUGACUCCCUGCUGGCCUCUUCGGUAGGCCAUAUGGCAGAGGAGCUGGAUAUUCCAAAUAACAAGAGCAUGAGCCCUUAACAUGUAAAAAUCGCAAAUAAAUGCAUUGAAUCCAAAAUGCAUUAGCUCACUACAAAUGGGUGCUCACUGCUGUGUCGCGGUACGGUCUGUGUAAGAGUUUGUCAUUCUUUCGCGUGUACAGAGCCCCUUCUGUCGUUGCUGUUUUGAAGAUUGCGCUUACAGUGGUGUGGCAGUGUAACGGUAUGGGAAGGGAUCACUGUGGGUUGCUGCACAGCUGAUCACCGUUCCUCGGGCAGAGGUAGCAUGACUUGGCCAGCAUGCAGCCAAUGUCGCUGUGCUGCUUGUUCCCUCUCAAUUUAGCGUACUCGUGCUGGUCAGUGACUCCUUGAAGAAAAAGAAUUCGGCAGACUGGCUUGCUGUGUCCCCAUGAUUUCAUGCCCCUUUUGCUAAACCGCCCUCAUGAAACCAUUUGGCAGCUGCUUCCUACCCUGAAUGGACAUCUGAAGACAAUCUCAACGGAUUCUCCAUGACAUGGUGAAUACCGGCCUUGUGCUUCACCUCAGAGUACCCAUCCUGUAGUGCAGAGUGUUCUGUACAUCCCAAAGGUUGGGAAUUGGAUCCUUCUCCUGGCUUUAGUAGAAGUUCACCAUUUCCUCUGCUCUAUACUUCGUAGCUCAGACUCUUUAGCGUUGUUGAGCAUUUUUAAUUUAAAAUUUGAAGGAAAGGGUUUGUUUUCUUUCUUUUGAGAGAGAGGUGUCAUAUUAUUUCUCUGUGCAUUUCACUCAGUGGUGUUAUUUUAUCAUUUGCAGAAAGUUUAUUCUGGCUGGACGAUGCAUUUAUGAUGUGCCACCGCGAAUAAGUCCCUACUUGCAGAUGUUUAUGUGACGUGAAUCAGGAAUUUCUCAGUUUAAUGUUGCCUGUUAAAUUUCGUUAGCCAAAGGGUAUUAAGGGCAAAAUGUUUGGAGAAGAACAAAAAUAGACCUAUUGGCACUUACCUUGGAAAUUUAAAAAUGGCUCAGGAAAUAAGAUGUCUUGCUUGCUUUUUAACAAAUAUGGACUAAUGGCAACAAAAGUCAGAAUUCCAAUUAUAAUGCUCCUAUAUUUCUGCUGGAAAGCAUUUUGGUCCACACUUUCACACAGUUUUCUUUAACAAGAGUGAUACACUGUGUUUGAAAUCUGUAUGAAACCUCCUGCAUUUCAGAACUAUGACUGAACCCAAGGAAUUUCACUUUUGGAAACAGUAGAACUUUCAUCCCCUUCAUUUUUAAAAAAGUUCUUAUUUUUGUGAAGUCAACUCUGCUGUGGGUGUUUGGAGUAGCUGACCAUAUUCUGCAUGUCAGUGUUUUGUUUGUAUUUGAAGACUGUAUUUUUUCAAUCAAACUGCCUCUAGUGUAAUAAUAUUAUUAAUAAUUAUAAUUAUGGUCAGCUGUUCCUAAGUUAGUAAGUUAUGUAUAAUUUAUUUCUCCUUUAUGUUUUUUUUUAUCUUAUGAAACUGCUCAGCAAUGCAGGAUUACCUUUUAGCUAUACAGUAGGUAUUUAAACCGGAUAUUUAGAUCUAAAAUGUCUUUUUAUUUUUGGUUUGCUUUUUUUGUUUUGUCUGAUUUUAAAUCCUUUUUUUUUUGCUCAGAAGGAGUUAAAAAGAUGGACUGGUGUUGCAAGUGGUGGAGACAAAACUUCUUUCUUACACCAUGCAUUUUCAUUAACUUAACUCUCAUGUCAGACGCAUUUCUUAAAGCACUCUGUACGGACGGGGAAAGAAGAAAGUGUUUUUGUAUUAAUUAAUGUAUAAUGUGAAAUUUUCCUUUUUUUUCUUUUUUAAGGAAAAAAACAACAACAACCAGAUUGUUCCCCAUUUUUGUGAACAAAUGCACCCUGCUCUCUUUUGCUGGGAUGUUAAUUUGAAACAUAAUGGAACAUCAUUAGGAUAAAAUGUAUGAUUGUUGCAAAGUCCUUUUGUACAGGUACCUCUGAACUGUACAGUGGGUGCAAAGUCCCAUAAUCUAUACUUAAGGGGCUAGAAGAUUAAACAUCUCUUAUGUUAAAUACAGUGUUUCUUUAGCUUAGGAUAUGCAGGUAAAUUAAACUGCAUCUAAGGGGAUACACCUUCCUUUGAAAGUCACAAAACCUUCUUACAUCACGAUUUGAUGCUAAUGAUGUUCCAUUGUGUUUACCCUGCUAUGGAAGGCGAUAUGUUUUAUUUAUGUAACUGAAAACCUAGGAAGACUACUUUGUUUUAGCUCCAAAACAUGGUGUAACCAUGACCGUUUUUUAGUCAGUGACUUUCAGGAUGUAGUGCUGGAAGGUUUUCCUCUGGCGCAGCCAGCAGUAACAACAUUCUGGGGCCACCACAGAACCAGCUCCUGACUUCCAUCAGGUCGCACUUCUCAGUUUCUUCUGUAUGACGCAGAGUUAAAUUAAUAGACUGGCAACUGCUGGAGACACAGGACGUCUAGGAAUAUAAAGCAGACCGCUUGUGAAAGGUGUAAGGCUGGGCAUUAAAACAAUCAGCUGCAAUGUAAAAUUAAUUCAUAUUGUAGUUUAGUAAAGGCACAGCAAAAUACUAUAUGCAUUCUUCUACAUGCCAUGCUUACUUAACUGAAAGCAUACUGCUAGUAGAGAUGUUGAAUCUAACUGACAAAGCUUCCUAUUUAAAGGGCCCAGUGGAUAACUGCACUAGACACUUGGUGAUGUGCAGAUCUUAAAAUAAUACGAAUAAUUAAUUUCAUUUAUGUAAUGCUUUUCAACCCAAAGGAUCUGAAAGUGCUUGACACGUAGGAGGAGACUCAAUUAAUGUGCCACUGAAGGGUAGCACCCACCUGGGUGACACAAUGCAAUCAUUCUGCACCAGCAGCUCCACUAUAGAGCAGGUUGGAUGGAGAAGUUCCUUUACCUUUUGAAUGGUAUGGAUCGGUAUUUAUAUAAGAAUGAUCUAUCAGUUUCCUGGACCCAUAAGUAUUAGUCUGCACUUGUUAAAAAAAAACACAACUCAGUUCCCAAUUCAUAAUGUCACUGGCCUCUGCUAUUUUCUGCCGAAAAAUAACACGAACAAUAGAAACAAAUAAAAAAUGAGACAAUCAUGAAAUUAUAAAUGGAGCUUAAAACAAAGUAAAAGAAAAAAAACGUAUC